AGGCGCUGAUUGGCUGAAGAUGACAUCAUCCAGUCAGGAUCUAUUGUUGGAAAGAGGAUGAGCUCAUCGUUUCACAGCCAGUGUGAGAGAGCGGAGCGAGGACGGUGGACGCAGCAGCUUCAGCAGAGAGUAAAGGAGUCUGCAGACCCGAGACCGACACCCCGCUCCCGGCUCCCGGCUCCCGGCUCCCGGCUCCGGUACACCAGGACUACCUUCCACAGGGACACCCACAACAUGGUCUGGUCCCGGGACACAGAGGUGGAGCGGCCCCCGCUGUCCGUCAUCCUGCCGCGGCUCUACCUGGGAGCGGAGAGCGACGUGACGCAGGACCGGCUGGCCUCUCUGGGGAUCUCCUACGUGCUGAGUGUGAGCCGCUGCAGCCCCCAGCCCUCCUUCCUGCCCCGCUCCAGAUAUCUUCGCAUCCCCAUCGAUGACUCCCUGUGGGACGACCUGCUGCCCUGGAUCCCACAGGCUCUGAACUUCAUCGAUGCAGCCAUGUCCUCUGGAGCCUCAGUGUUGGUUCACUGUGCAGCAGGGAUCUCCCGCUCCCCCGCUCUGGCUGUAGCCUACGUCAUGUACAGCCUGGGGAUGGACCUGGACCACGCCUACAGGUUUGUGAAAGAGCGGCGGCCCUCCAUUUCCCCAAACUUCAACUUCCUGGGUCAGCUGCAGCACUUUCAGGGCACCCUGAGCCAGAAGACCCCUGGUGGUGACCCCCUCCUGCAGCAGCUGGACAGCUGCCGGCCGUCCAUCACUGACAGUGUUGGCCACCUACACUCCAGUCAUAAGAUGAACUAUGAGGCUGACGAUGUCAGUGGUGAUGCAACAGAGGUCAAACAGGAGAGCCCCUCCCUCACAGACAGGACACAACAGAGACACUCAGAGGGAAACCAGCAGCCGUCCUUGUCAGGGAAACUUCAGACUCUCCAUCUGACUCUCAGUCUAAACCAGGUCCAGACGCCACAUGAGGCUCCAGCUCUAAGCUCCUAUGAGCCAGUCAAACCAUCACCAAAGCCCACAGAACUACAACUCCCAUCAGGCUCUGCUUCUCUAUUAGAGAAACGCAAAAGCCUCACCCUCUCUUUGAUCCCUCUGGGAAUCAGCCCUCCCUCCCCAGCAGGCAGCAGCCAGCAAGCACAGGGCACCACCUCAUCCAGACCUGUCCACAGCAGGGAGACAGGAGGAAGGGCUGAGGCCAAGACCCAGAGGGGCCCAGGCUCCUACAGGCCGGCGGGGCCCGGCCACAGAGGGCAGAGUCCCUCCGACAGGUGCAGCAGAGCGGAGGUGCAGGAGCACGGCCUGCUGUCACCCUUCAGCUUCACCCUCAACAAGCUGCUGGGCUGGGGGGAGAGGCUGCUGCUGGGGGGGGUGUUUGUCCACCCUGUGAGGAUGGGACAGCCUGCUCUGCCGUACAGGUGCUGAGGGGAGGGGCUUGUUUGUGUCUGUGCAUGUUCAUGAAGAGGAACCAAACACACACACACACACACACACACACACACACACACAC
Messenger RNA from Seriola dumerili (greater amberjack), 1507 nucleotides. RefSeq names its product dual specificity protein phosphatase 8-like. The transcript has 5 exons. Gene Ontology annotation, biological process: negative regulation of MAPK cascade; protein dephosphorylation. The record is from RefSeq and is a predicted model, not a curated record. The coding region runs from base 58 to 1422 and encodes 454 amino acids. Lineage: Eukaryota; Metazoa; Chordata; Actinopteri; Carangiformes; Carangidae. Gene Ontology annotation, molecular function: protein tyrosine/threonine phosphatase activity; MAP kinase tyrosine/serine/threonine phosphatase activity. Gene Ontology annotation, cellular component: cytoplasm.